GUUUGCGUUUCUUAUUUAUAUUCAUCCUUUUUUUUUUUUUUUUUUUUGGUUGGUGGAAAGGAAGGAGCCCAGAGUUGAAACCAAGAGAUACAUAAACUUGAAGCUGCAGUUCUGGUGGAAGUGGGCGCUGAGUAUUAAAUGGCUGGAAAUUUCAAGAAGUGCAUGUUGUUAUGUUGCAGGGCAAAAGUCUCGAAGGAAGACAUGGCUACCGAUUCCUUUGACGACGCCAUUGCCGGACUUUCCAAGCUUAUCAGUGAGAAAGGCCACCUCGGGGACGUCGCCGCCGCCAAGAUCAAGCAGAUAACGUCCGAACUGAAGUUGGCCAGUUCGGGCCGGUUCGACCCGAACGAGAGGAUCCAAUCCGGGUUCAAUUACUUCAAGACGGAAAAAUACGAGAAGGAUCCAGAGUUGUACGGACAACUUGCCAAAGGGCAGAGCCCCAAGUUUAUGGUAUUUGCAUGUUCCGAUUCUCGAGUUUGCCCUUCACACAUCCUGGAUUUCCAACCGGGUGAGGCAUUUGUGGUCCGAAACAUUGCCAACAUGGUCCCACCAUUUGAUCAGACAAAAUACUCCGGAGUAGGUGCAGCCAUUGAAUAUGCCGUAUUGCAUCUAAAGGUGGAGAAUAUUGUGGUGAUUGGUCACAGCUGCUGUGGAGGUAUAAAGGGUCUUAUGUCUAUCCCGGAGGACGGGACCACUGCCAGUGAGUUCAUAGAGAAUUGGGUCCAAAUAUGCGCACCUGCAAAGAACAAGAUCAAAUCAGAGUGUAGUGACUUGAGCUUCACUGAGCAAUGCACCAACUGCGAGAAGGAAGCUGUGAAUGUGUCAUUGGGUAACCUAUUGACAUACCCGUUUGUGAGAGAUACCUUGGUGAAGAAAACUCUGGCUCUCAAGGGCGCGCACUACGAUUUCGUCGACGGGACUUUCGAGCUCUGGGAUCUCGAUUUCAAAAUCUCUGGCUCUGUAUCUGUAUGAUGAGCAAGAAUAAAAGUCAAUCUGCUACAAAUUAUAUAACUUUUUUUUUCUAAGCAUCACACAGUUUUCCCUGCGCUGCAAUGCUGUAAAUUCCCUUUGUUUUUGUUCACUGUGGAAAGAUAAUAAUGCAGCCACAAUGGCUCCUGUCUUGCAUAUUGUUUGAAUAAAAUAUGGUUUGUUUGUUCA
Molecule: messenger RNA, 1158 nt
Organism: Morus notabilis
Lineage: Eukaryota; Viridiplantae; Streptophyta; Magnoliopsida; Rosales; Moraceae
Product: carbonic anhydrase 2
Exons: 10
Coding region: 139-972 (277 amino acids)
Biological process (GO): carbon utilization
Molecular function (GO): carbonate dehydratase activity; zinc ion binding
Source: RefSeq, a predicted model, not a curated record